This is a messenger RNA of Chenopodium quinoa (quinoa), 3057 nucleotides long. Its product is annotated as putative disease resistance protein At1g50180. Lineage: Eukaryota; Viridiplantae; Streptophyta; Magnoliopsida; Caryophyllales; Amaranthaceae. The transcript is spliced from 2 exons. Bases 132 to 2771 code for a protein of 879 amino acids. Gene Ontology annotation, biological process: defense response to other organism. The record is from RefSeq and is a predicted model, not a curated record. Gene Ontology annotation, molecular function: ADP binding.
AGAACUAAUUGAAUGUUUCAAACAUGAAAGAUGAAAAUUCAUCAUGACUUGAUCACAAAUUCUUUAGAAAAAAUGUUUACAAAAAUUUCAAACAAAAUAUGUAACAGAAGAAUAAGAUUUCCCCUGCAUCAAUGGCAGAGUCUUCUGUUCAAUCAGCCGUGCAACGGCUAGGAAAUCUCCUCGUCGAGGAAGAAGAAAAUCUAGUAUCGAUAAAAGAAAAGGUGGAGCAGCUUAGGGACGAGCUCGAUUGGAUGCAUUGCUUCUUGAGGGAAGCUGAUGCAUGUCGAUAUGUUGAUCCAAGGGUUAGUAGGUGGGUUGUACAAAUACAAGAAAUCGCGCUUGAGGCUGAGGAAGCUGUCGAGAGUUUUCUUUUUAAACUCAUAAGUCAUAAAAAGCAAGAGUAUGCAGGAAAAACAUUUGUGAUCAAGAAUAGGCUUGAAAGGUAUUUAUGGGUUCUUGGUGAGGCUAAGGCAAUUCAUGAUGCUAGUAAUGCUAUCGAGGCCUUGAGAGUUAAAAUCGCUACGUUAACUUCAAGGCUUCAAGCAUAUGGUAUCAAAAUCACAAGAUCGGACACUGAGGUAUCGACGUCUAGAGGGUAUUCACUAGAUGUUGUAAAGGAAGAAAAAUAUAUUGGUUUGGAUGAUCAAGUGAAGAAAAUUGUGGGUGAUUUGGUUGGCAAAGCAGGGGAAAACAGAGUUUUUGGCAUAGUUGGAAAAAGUGGUGUAGGAAAGACUACUUUGGCUAGGAAAGUUUUCUUUGAUCAUGUGAUUAAGAAACAUUUUAACAGGUUUUCUUGGGUUUAUGUGCCUCAGAAUUGCACAAUUUCUGGUGUUCUAAGAGGGAUUUUAACCUCUCUUGCAACGAAUUCGAGUGAUGAGAUUGGAUUAAUGACUGAUCAAGUUUUAAUUAAGGAGCUCUAUGAAAUUUUGCUUGAAAAGAAGUGUUUGGUGAUCUUAGAUAAUUUAAGGAGUUGUGAUAUUUGGGAAUGUAUAAAGGCAGCAUUUCCUGGAGACGACGACAGAGAUUCUGAAAGCAAAUUUUUGUUCACAACAGAAAAUAAGCUGGUGGCUGAGCAAAUACAUGAGAAAGCAGUAGUUCAUGAGAUCAAAUGUUUAAUUUAUGAUGAAAGUUGGGAGCUUCUUCAAUCAAAAUUGGGUCGUAUUCCACCACAAAUCUUUGGAAACAAUGGUUCUCCAAAGGGGAUGGAAAUGGCGAAGAAAAUGUUAAAAUUCUGCCAAGGAAUUCCACUGGCAAUUAUUGCACUUGGAGGUCUUUUGGUGACCAAGAAAACGCCAGAAGAGUGGGAAACCCUUCUCGGUUUCAUGAGUUCUCACGAAAAUGGGAAGAAUAAUCAACAACAAUCGUAUGAAAAAGUUAUGGAAAUAUGCUACUAUGCUUUACCAUAUUACCUCAAGAAUUGCUUGCUCCAUUUAGGUGGCUUUCCAGAAGAUUUUGAGGUACCUACUAAGAAAUUGUGCAACAUGUGGGUAGCUGAAGGUAUCGCGAUAUUAGCAAGUGGUGAAGUUUCUAGGGGAGAAUCAUUGGAUGAUUUUGCUCAAAAUUGCUUAAGUGAGUUGGUGCAAAGAGGUUUGGUUCAAGUAUGGAAAAGGAAAACAUCAAAUGGUAGUGUAAAAUCUUGUAAAUUACAUGCCAUUAUGAGAGAUUUAUGCUUAAAAGUGUUCAAAGAUGAAAAUUUCCUAAGCAUAUUGGACUUCGAUUCUAUGGAAGUAGUGCUAAAUGGAAAAACACGCCGAUUGGCUAUAUACUUGGGAGAAGAAGGUAACGAUCAGAUUGUACUUCCCCUGAAAAACCCUGUUCUUAGGUCUCUUUUGUUGUUCCCUUCUCAAAAAGAGAGACCGGAAGUGAAUCAUGCAUCGGUUAAAGUCCUUUGUCGAGAGUCUCAGUUGAUUCGCGUCCUAGAUCUUGAAGGAGUUGUUGUAAGUUCUAAGACUUUGCCCAAGGAAAUUGGGGACUUUAUUUUUUUGAGGUACUUAAGCUUAAGGGACAUGCUUCUUACAAAAAUACCACCAACAAUAGGCUGUCUAAGGUGGCUCGAAACACUUGAUUUAAGAGCUAAGGUAAGGCUCGAGAUACCUAAUGUAUUAUGGUGUCUCGAAAGGCUAAGAAAUUUAUACCUUCCUUGCUAUUUCACCAUCAAAGAUUCUGAAAAGUUAAGACUGGAUAACUUGAAGAACUUACUAACACUGAAGAAUGUGAACCAUUUCCUACUCGAAGAUGUGCUUUCGAUGAAAAAACUAAGAAAAGCUUCUGUGCGAUACAUGCUUGAAAACGAGCACAUUGAAUUCAUUCAGAAAUCUCCUAAGGUUGUGUUUAGCCUUACUAUCUUCAGAGCUAUAAUUGGCAAAGAGCAUGUAAACGCGUUAAUAAGUUUUGCUAACUUGAUCAAACUCGAGUUAAAAGGAGAGGUCUCAGUACCAAUACAUGAGCUCAAAUUUCCUCCUAAUUUGAAGAAGUUGGUCUUAGAUUUUUGUGGGAUUAUGCAAGACCCAAUGCCGGUCCUAGCAAAGCUUCCUAAUUUAACAAGCCUAUGCCUUGAUCACCAAGCUUAUGUAGGCCAAAAGAUGAUUUGCUCUGCUUCGGGUUUCCCUCAGCUUACUUACUUGAGGCUUCAUGGCCUUAAAAGUUUACGCGAGCUGAACGUUGAACAUGGUUCCAUGCCGAAUCUCAAGUACUUGGAGGUACGAAUUUGUGAACGAUUGACAAAAAUUCCUGAAGAGCUUCCUCAUCAGGUUCAAAUUACACAUAUUUGACAGCAUUUUGGUGAGUUUUGCAAAUAAUAUUGUUUGGUACUUUAUGACACAUUUUUGGUUUUAUAAUUUUCCUGCUGUUUUUUCCUCCUGUUGGGUGUUUUUGUGUUUGUGCACACUUGAUUGAAAUCAUGAUGUCUUUGAUAUUUUUACUACUUGUAUCAAAAAGGAGUUUUGGAAGAGUUAUGUGACUGUCUAGAUUCGAUCUAGAGCAGCUCCAAGGCUUUUACAAAACAUCUGAUCUUCUACUCUAUAUGAUUUACUCCGUGAUACUUAUCACAUAUAUGGA